ACCACAAGGACACGCACAAGGCGCGGGUGCAGUGUCCCGAGUGCGACAAGAACUUCAGCCACAGAGCCGGCCUCAUGAACCAUCGCCUUGCAGUGCACGAGCUACAGAACGCGUUCCCCUGCACCGUGUGUGAAAAAGUGUUCCGAUGGAAGGCCAGCCUGAAGCGACAUAUGGAGAAACAUCACGUUAAGGACAAGAUGGCGUCGGCGGCGUACUGCGCCGCGUGCGGGAUCAGCUUCUCGUCCGUGUGCUCGUACCAGCGGCACAUGAAGAACAGCCUCAAACAUGUCACCCAGGAACAGCUCAGAUUUAUCUGCGACCAUUGCAACAAGCGUUUUGCGGACAAGACUAAACUUCGGGACCAUAUAGAAGAAAAACAUUUACACAGAACCUACCAGUGCCACAUAUGCCAUAAGCCAAGUAAGAACCGAGUGGGACUCGACCAACACAUUCGGAACGUGCACCGCGGCCGGCCCAACAACAAAAUGUGCCACCACUGCGGUAAAGGAUUCCCGACCAAGGUCCAAUUGGAGUCUCACAUAAGGACACACACCGGCGAGCGGCCGUUCAUAUGCGAGUUCUGCCCCACCACCUUCUCGCAGCAAUCCAACCUCUACAAACACAACAGACAGGUCCAUCUCAACAUCAAGUCCAAACGCUACCCGCUCUGCAAAAAAACCAAGCAGGAGGAAAUGAGACCUCAAACCGUGGAGGACUUCCGCCCCGUCGCUGUGCUGCACUUCGAGCCCGAGCGAGGGUUUCUAUGAACUGUCAAUUUGUAGAUUAUAUAAGUAUUCA
Molecule: messenger RNA, 798 nt
Organism: Cydia splendana
Lineage: Eukaryota; Metazoa; Arthropoda; Insecta; Lepidoptera; Tortricidae
Product: gastrula zinc finger protein XlCGF62.1-like
Exons: 7
Coding region: 75-767 (230 amino acids)
Biological process (GO): regulation of transcription by RNA polymerase II
Cellular component (GO): nucleus
Molecular function (GO): sequence-specific DNA binding; DNA-binding transcription factor activity, RNA polymerase II-specific
Source: RefSeq, a predicted model, not a curated record